UUACGUGUUUAGUUGCUUUUUAUUAUUUUUAUUGAAAGGCGACGAUUUUCAGUAAAUAGAGGAAAAAAAGAAUUUUUUAAACUGAUUCAUGUGGAUAAGCCAAAUGGACGUGAAAAUAUUCAAAGGUUUCUAUUGUUUGGUAUUGAUUUCGUUUUCGUUGUCAUUGAUUGCAUCAACGUAUGGGCUUUAUUGUCAUGUGUGUUCAUCGGAUAAAUUAGAAGAUUGUGCGACACUCCGUUCGAUUGAGGAUCUACCAACAGAGCUUUGUCCUAGUAAUUCUGCGUCAUGUUUUACGAAAAUCGAACAUGGAAUCACUAUCCGAGGAUGUACACGAUCAACGGGAAAGAUCUCUCUGAACACCGAUUUUUUUGCCAUUUGUAAGUCAAAUAAUUGCAAUGCACAGAAUUUUCCCGCCGAUCGCUUAAGUUGUUUACAUUGCGAAGGAGGUAGUUGUGCAAAUCAAUCAAAUUCGAUUGAAAUGAGAUAUCCGUGUGUGAACUAUCAUCCAAAUGAUCAAUGCUAUAGCAUAAUCUCCCACGAUGGUAGUAUGGCAUAUCGUGGUUGUAUGUCAGAUGAGGACAAAGUUGGCAAAGACUUUUGUUCAAUGAAUUUCGCGCAGUGUCAUACAUGCUCAGGACGAGCAUGCAAUUCAAAUCUUUUGAAAUUCGAGACGGCAAUAUCAUGCGUCAAAUGUAAUCCAGAUGCAAGUUCUGACUGUAAUUUGAUUGACGAAAAUAUUGAAGCUGCUGAAUGUGCUGCAACGACUUUUGGUUAUAAAAAUGCCUGUUACAUUUAUAAAAGCGAUGGAAUUGUCCAACGGGGUUGUUUGUAUGAAGCAUCAGAUGAUAUUUUCAAUGAAUGCAACAAUGAAUUCGUUAACAAGUGUCUGCUUUGCAAUCACAAUAAUUGCAAUCGAAUGCCAAUAAUCAAUAGCAAUACAAUUGCCACCAAAAAUGAAAGAAACUACACAUCGGAAAGUGAAUCAAAUAUCCAAUACGAAACAUGUAUUGAAUGCAAUUCAAACGAUGAUGACCGCUGUCGAACGAAACCUGAAGCACUCCAAGGGAACGUUUGCAAACAGGGCCGUUCGACAGAAAGUGAAGGAUGCUAUUUAAACAUUGCUGAAGAUCGCGUCCAAAGAGGUUGUAUCACGGAUUUGUCAUCAAACAUGAAAACAAUAUGCGUUGGAAAUUCAAAUGACUGUAAAAGUUGCGUUGGUAAUAACUGUAAUGCCAAAGUAAAAUUCCAUGAGUGUUACAAUUGCAAUAGUAAGACAGAUCUACAAUGUUCAAGAGAUGCUUCGUUGACUGAUACGAAGACAUGCCGAACAUACUAUAGCGAAUGUUUAACUGGCAUUGAUAGAAAUGGCUACACACAUCGACGAUGUACCAAUCAACAAAAAAGCUUCAAACGAGAAUUUUCCGAUAAUUUGAUUCUGUGCGACGAUGAGAAAUGUAAUGUCAAAAUAUAUCCAAAAGGCAUUUUGAAGUGUUAUCAAUGCAAUGGCAAAAAGGAAUGUGAUUUAACCGAAGGAAGUAAAUUGAAACCACAACGAUGCACAAUGCUUUCGCAGUAUGAUCAAUGUUUUACGUAUGUUAAUCAAGAGAAGAAAAUAUUCCGAGGGUGUUUGAGUGAUCAAUCAGAGACGCGGUUGCUUUGCGAUCGUGCUGACAAACACGAAAAUGGGACGUGCGUCAAGUGUCGUAGUGAUAGCUGCAAUAAUCAACCGAGAUUGAGAAAACCGAACUUAUCGUGCAUGAGCUGCACAGAAACGGAAACAAAGGAAUGCGCUUUUGGACAGGAUUCAUCGAAAGCAAUCGCAUGUGAAAAUCAAGUUGUGUUUGGCGAUAAGGAAACUUGUUUCACUCGUUUUGUCAAUGAUACACAAAAUGUAUAUCACGUAACACGUGGUUGUACACUUGAUUCUAAUUCAGAGGUUGAUUGGUGCAAGGACGAAGUAGGUUGUAAAAAGUGUUCGGAACCAGGCUGUAAUAAUGAAAAUGCCCGAUGGAGUUUUUGCAUUCAUUGUUCGAGCGUUAUGAAUGGUGACUGCGCUAUCAUUUCUAAAUUAGAUGAUUACACCGUAAAAUGUGAACAUUCAUCAUAUCCAUUCAGCAAACGGGGAUGUUAUACUGAUAAAAGGGAUGGCAAAAUUAAUCGAGGAUGUAUCGCCGAUUUGAGUGCAGAAUAUUACCAAAGGUGUCAAAGCGAUAAUGAAACGUGCAAACUGUGCACAGAAAACAACUGCAAUAAAGAGGACGUUAAUUCAAGUGAAAAAAUAUCAACAGUUCCAAUAUUGUACUUUUUCGUUCUAUUGAUUGUAUACAUCUAAUGUCAACCCCUGAAUACAUAUUUUAUUAUAAUAUUUUUUACGAAAUACAUUCACUGCAAAAAUAUUGCUUUUUGCUUGGAAUUAUCGAUGCUGUGAAAAUAAAUUGUUGUUGAUUUUGGAUCAAA
Contarinia nasturtii (swede midge) is the source of this 2457-nucleotide messenger RNA. RefSeq lists its product as uncharacterized. NCBI's taxonomy places the organism in Eukaryota, Metazoa, Arthropoda, Insecta, Diptera, Cecidomyiidae. The transcript is spliced from 8 exons. The record is from RefSeq and is a predicted model, not a curated record. Bases 89 to 2332 code for a protein of 747 amino acids.